UGGCGGUCGAGCGCUAUUUCUGUAAUAAGUGGUUAUUAGAAUCUUCCACGAAUCCGCAAAUGAUGACAAAAUAGAGCUUGCAAUCAUUUUCAACGCAAAUCCAAGAUAUCAAUUUUUAAAAAAUAAUGACAUUCACUGUUGGUGGCGGUGGUGCCUGGCCGAUCGGCUUGUCGAUCUUUGGUGCAUGAAGCGCCCAUAACGAGUUAUGAGCAACAACAAAUACCGGGAAAUUUUAUACAUGCCUGCACCCAAAAUUAGAUCAACAGGAGGCAGUGUCUUGGCACCCAUGUUUUUUAUAAGUGACUGAGGAGGCGCAGACAUGCGACUUGCCGCGAAAUGGCCUGCCUGGGAACAUGAUCAGAGACCAAUUAUCUAAAAAAAGAGCUUCAGCAAAGUAUAAAAAGGCCUCCCCCAUACAUUCCUGUUUACUGGUGCAAAUCAAUCAACCAUGGCAAAGCUAUCAGCAACUCGUUUCCUCCUUCUACUCUUUGUCGUCUUAGCGCUAUUGAACGCAUCCGUUAUGGCACAGGAUGAUCCCUCUGAUUCGCUGACAGAUUCAGGCUCUGCAGAUCCAACUGACAGUGCGGCAGACCCUAGUGCUACCGACGCUGGUGUCGAUGACCCUAGCGAUUCUGGUAGUGACGAUCCUACUGCCGAUGCUACUACUGAUACUAGCCUUGAUGACCCUACUGAUACUUCUACUGAUGUUCCUACGGAUACUUCCAGCGAUGCUCCCACUGACACUGCUUCUGUACCAGCGACUAUCAUGGCUUCAUCCUCCACUCCUAUGGUGUCUAGCAUGUCAUCGAUGGCAACCGCUGCAUCUGUUGUACCAACUCUUAUUUCCACCUCCUCCCGUCCCAGCAUAGUUUCAUCUUCCGCCUCCAGCAAGCCUUCCACCAGCACAGCAGCGACUUCGGCCGCUACUGUUCACGCUGCAGGCUAUGUUACUAUGCUUUUUGUUAUGAUCGGUGCCCUUGCUGUUUACAAUUAAUAAUGAAAAUGAGUGCUGUUUCAGUUUCAUUUCCA
This is a messenger RNA of Umbelopsis ramanniana AG, 1029 nucleotides long. RefSeq lists its product as uncharacterized. Lineage: Eukaryota; Fungi; Mucoromycota; Umbelopsidomycetes; Umbelopsidales; Umbelopsidaceae. The record is from RefSeq and is a predicted model, not a curated record. The coding region runs from base 449 to 994 and encodes 181 amino acids. The transcript is spliced from 3 exons.